Polyodon spathula (Mississippi paddlefish) is the source of this 1098-nucleotide messenger RNA. RefSeq lists its product as uncharacterized. The coding region runs from base 374 to 916 and encodes 180 amino acids. Lineage: Eukaryota; Metazoa; Chordata; Actinopteri; Acipenseriformes; Polyodontidae. The transcript has 9 exons. The record is from RefSeq and is a predicted model, not a curated record.
UACUAGAUACAUUUUCGUUUUCUUUUUUUUUUGUAGGAAGUACUAUCAGUACCAGUUUAUGCGUUUAGCAUCUCCAUUACCGUGAAAGAUCUGACAGUUUGACCUAGCUACUGUGCAUGCACUCAAAAUCAGCACAGAGGAAAGCAAAACAAGCCCGUAUGCAGACACCCAACGUUCAACGUUGCCUUGUGGGUACUGUGGUUCAACCAUUCUACAUUACUGAAGAUUACAAAUUCAUACGUUUUUUUAAAAAAACUACAUCUUCCACAGCACCUUGAGAAAGUAUUUUGACGGGGUUUUCCAAGAAGACAGCAGUUAGUGUUAGAUCGUCAGGUUAAUUAUUGCCAAAAAGAAAAAAAAAAAAAAAAAAAAAAUGGAUGUGCAGGCUGCAGUUGCCAAAAAAAAAGGUUAUUCAAAAGUUUGGAUUGCACUGAAAAGAACUGAUCUUAACGAUGACAGAAUUACAGUAUUAAGAGAAAUUAUCAUACCUAGAGGAGCAGAUUCAUCUAUUGCUAAGCAGAUUAUUUUCCAUUCUUUUGGAUUGAGCAAUGCUACUGUACUGAAGAUGAGAAACAGCCAUGGUUCAAUGAUUCCUGUUAACAGCAGUUUACCUGUCAACAACAAACACAUGCCUUAUGUGUUGGAAGCUGUGAAGGUCUUUCAGCACAUUGUGCCCAAACCUCGCACUAUUGCAGUGACGGGAAUCAAUCAAAGCAUGAAAAACAGACUGCAGAGCAUCACAAGAAGGAUUGAAAAACUGGAGGAGCUUGUUCCUGAAAUCAAAUUAAGACAUCAAGAAAAGUUAAAUCAGGAAAUGGAGUUACUCAGCCAGAAAGUGAUAUUCCUAAAUCAGAGAAUGCAGAUGGCUGAUUCUCACUGUUGGAGAGGCAUGUUUACACGUCCACCACUUUGGUGAUUUCAAAUGCUGUUAUGGCAAAGAAGAGAUCAUUUGUUUGUGGCCAAGUUGUGUUAAUUGUUAGAAUUCCAAAUGUAGAAGUGUACUACCAGUGUAUUCUUUGAUAAUUAGCAUAGUAAAUCUGUUAAUGAUUAUUGUAUAACGUGUUUUGUAUUUCAGUAAAUAAAGGUGUGUCAAUUUCA